GGUCACCUAACCAACUGAGCCACUCGGGCACGCCAAAACUCACCGUAUCUGUAUAUAAGAUAGGUUGCAAGCAGGCUUUUUUGCCCACAUGAAGGUUUGGAAGGACACUGGGAAAAUUGCGCAGGAUGGAGGACAGUUUUUUAUGGUGAACCAUUCUGUGCCUUACAAGAGGUCCAGGUGUCUGCUCGCUGUGUCUUAAAUGUUAUUAGUGUCCCCUCAGUCUUGUGACACCCCAAAUCCCCACACAAAUUUCCAAUCUGUUCUUGGAAAACCACUGAGUUAUUCAAGUAACAGUUUUUGCCACCAUGCAUGUGUGGUGGGGAGGCACAGUGUGGUGAACAGACACAGCCCCUGCCCUCGUGAGGCGGGGUCUAGUAUGAGAAAAUACCCAGAUGUUAAUCGUGUAAUAUGAUAAAUAGCUUGAUGAUAGAGGCAGCACAGAUCAGGCUUAGGAACACAUGGAAACCCAGCCAACUAGCAGGUGGUCCGAUGGCCUGAAAAAGACAACCUAAGAAACAGCAUUGGAGCUAAGCCUUUAAAGACCAUCACAUAGGAAAGGGUGGUGUGCCAAGCAGAGGGACCAGGACGAUUAAAACAGGCCCAGGGUCCCCGGCACGCCGUAGAUACCCAAAUGCUGUCAGUGGAUAGAGGGAUGAUUGAAUGAGACCCAGCAUAUUUGCUGGCUAGGAGCCAUUCCCCGCUGUAUCAUAAACUGUUAAAAGUUGGGGGGAAUAGCUGCUUCUCGGUUCUGCCCAGAGCCCAAGACUGAGGUGGGGCUCGCAGAAGGUGGCAGCGGCAAAGGUCCCAGACGCAGAGAAAGUGUUGUGUGGUCCUGGCCUGGGGGUGACUUCCAGGAAGUGGAUCUCCAAUUCUGCUCUCCCAGAGGGCAGCUGCUAAAAAUAUGACUGCUGUGCUGCUUCAGUGUUAGAAAAAGCAGGGCAGAGUUGGCCUCUUACUUUCAUAUCUGCUCUUCAUGCAUGAUCCUGGAAACAGUGACUUGUUUUUGACAGAUGGUACCUGCUGAGGACUGUCCCAAGAUAAAAAAUCUCCCCGAGUGUGUGCAGGGGAAGGCCACAGACAAAGGGGUCUGUUCCCCCAGUGGGUCUAAAGGGGUUCAGAGCCAGUCUCCCUCUCCCCCUGGGACAAUCCCUGUUCCUUUUGAGGGUAUCAUUUCUGCUCCAAAGACUAGACUAGGGCAAGGGUCUGGAGCAGCCUGCCUUCAGGAGCCAAGCAGGAAGUGUAAAUUGCCAGCUGGAAACUUUGGGAACCGAGAAUACACAGGCAGCCCCGUCUAAGAGGCAGAGAUUGCAAUGCGGCCUGGACUGGGCGUUGCCAUGCACGAUCUCUGCUCUCGCGUUGCCAGCUGUUUUUGAUUUUUUUUUCAAUACAAAUUAGAAGUGAAGAAUCUUAUUUUCCCAGACUUUAAAAGGUCGGCACUAGCUCAAACUUGAAAAAACAAAAAACGAGACUGAGAGGUGAGUGAAACAUAUUUGGGACCCCUGGUCUUCAUGUCCAUCCUAGGAAGGUGGUGUCAUCAGGACAUCAGAACAGCUGUACACAGUAAAGGGGUGCCUGGGGUGGUCACAGGAACUGAGUGGGCUGUGUGCCAGGGGUGAUGGGACACCAGUCCCGCCUGCCCAGGUGCAAAUCCUCUGGGCAUCUUCCCUGAGUGACCCACAGGGGCCAAGGUCGUCCUCAUCCAUCACUGCUCCUUCUCCUUCUGCACCUGCUGCCUUGACCCUUCACUCACACCAUUCCUUCUAAUUUGGCAUCAAAUCCCUUCUCUCCCACAUCCCACCCCUAAGCCCCAGGCUGUUGUGCAGACCUCCCCACCUUCCCGCCUCUCCCCAGGGGCUACAACAUCUGCCGGUGGGCCUUGCCUCCUCUCUGGUUGUUCUCCACAUAGCAGCCAAUAGGCCUUCUGCGUGAGCCUGGGAUGUCUUACCCCUGCUUCAAGCCCCCUGGUGGCUCCCCACUGCUCUCAGUAUCUAGCCCACAUUCCCUGAAGUGGCCCACAUGGACUUCUGAUUCCUCCAGAGGUUGGAACUGGUAGCUCACAGGCCAGAUGCAAACAGAUUUUAUUUGACCUUGCCGAGUACUUCAUACAUUCAAAUUGGGCUACUGCCUAAAUGCAAAACUCAAGACACUGCAUUUCAUGAGAUCAGAGGUUUACAAGGAGAAGAGUGGAAGCCCAGGCUAAGAUCAAGGCUGGAAAUGGGUGGUAUACAGUAGGAGCUCAACUACCCAGAGAUGAAGAGGGGUGUGGAGGGUGGGGGAGGGAUUCUCAAGUACCCUGUUGCCUUUCUGUUGUAACUAAGACCCCACCUACUUUAACCCUGGACUGAAUUCUGUGUAGCUGUGGGAUGGUGUUGUGCACACCCCUAACAAAGGCCAGGUAUGCAGAAGGUACUCGCUAUGAACCUGCCAAAUUGAACUUGGAUCCUGAGUGAUCAGACCUCAUAAGCCCGCCUGACCUUUGAGACAUGACUGGGAAGGACUUGGCCCCUAGUCCUCCUCUUCCUGGCCCAUACAGCCCAGAGUCAGGUGAACAUGGUGGGAUGGAAUUUUGCAAGGGCGGCGAUCACGGGCUUGGGAACAAAACAGACUUGGGUUCAAACUCAGCUCCCCCAUCUCUAAAACGGGGACAAUGCCUUCCCGAUAAUCUUUCUCAUCCUGGGAGUCCUGAGUGUCACACAUGGAUGGGAGGUAGAUGCCCAUGCUUUCUGUCACCCCUCCUCACCCUCUGUGCCCUGUAGAGUGUUCCAAGGAGCAGCCAUGUCCACGCUGUACCCAUCUCUGGAGGACCUAAAGAUGGACCAAGCCAUUCAGGCCCAGGCCAGAGCUGCGCCCAGGAUGCCUGCCCUGCCAGUCUCCCAGCCUUCAGUUUUGUACCCAAGCCUGGCGGAAUUGGAAAAUUAUAUGGGUCUUUCCCUCUCCAGCCAAGAAGUCCAGCAGAACCUGCUUCAGAUUCCAGAAGGUGCUAGUAUGGUGGGCUCUGGCCCCUGGCUGGGCCAGCUGGUGGCACCGGUGUCUGGGAACAGCCAAGGUGCGCGGCGUGCAGAGAUCAAGCCUGGAAUGCGCGAGAUCCACCUGUGCAAGGACGAGUGUGGCAAGACGGGCCUGCGGCUAAGGGCCAUCGACCAGGGGCUCUUUGUGCAGCUGGUGAAGGCCAACAGCCCUGCGUCUCUCGUGGGGCUGCGCUUUGGAGAUCAGAUCCUGCAGAUUGACGGGUGUGACUGUGCCGGCUGGAGCACAGACAGAGCCCACCGGGUGUUGAAGAGGGCAUCGGCCGAGAAGAUCGUCAUGGUCGUUCGGGACAGGCCGUUCCAGCGGACCGUCACCAUGCACAAGGACAGCACGGGCCACGUCGGCUUCGUCAUCAAGAAGGGAAAGGUCGUCUCUGUGGUCAGAGGGAGCUCCGCAGCCCGCAACGGGCUCCUCACCAACCACUCCGUGUGCGAGGUGAACGGGCAGAACGUCAUCGGGCUGAAGGACAAAGAGGUCACAGAGAUUCUGGCCACGGCCGGGAGCGUUGUCACCUUGACCAUCAUCCCCACCGUGAUCUACGAGCACAUGGUCAAAAAGUUGUCCCCGACCCUGCUCCACCACACCAUGGACCACUCGAUCCCAGAUGCCUGACGCCAAGGGAGGGCAGCGCGGUCCUCCCACCCUCCUGCAGAGGAGAGCAGCGUCCUGCGUCCUCCGGGUUCCAGGGGCCUGCUGCCGGGGGCGGGGCCGUCUGGAGGGGGCGUGUUCCACGCAGGGUCACGUGGGGCGGCCACCGCUACCCGGGGCCUCCGUGAGCUGGACUGAGGCCUACAGGCGGGGAUCCUCUGUGCGGGUUUAGAUGCCGGACACGUAGGCAGGUCGGCGCAACACUUCUUAAAGUUGCAGCUGGGGCCCUUGCAAGAUUUUCGCCUCCACCAGAGACACAGUUCCACGUUUUGAGAGAACAGAACUACAUUCUUUGAGAGGAUUUUUUCUUUUUCCUGUACUUGCCGUGUGUCACAAACUGGCCAGAGUCCUAAUCCUUCACUUCUUUUGAAUAAAGAUUUGAUUUUAAACAGAAGCCCUUCUUCAAAAGUAAUUGAAAAUCCCAGAAUCCUUGGUCCCGUGACCCACCAGGCCUGGUUUUCUUCUAAGCAGUGGUGAGACCGCCGCUUUUUCAAGACACAGUUCUCUGAGAGCCUGCCACCGUCACGUGCUGCCUGCGGGCCGAGGCAGGGGUGACUGGAGCCAGGGAGCGGUGCGGGGCUCUGGAGGAGGGGCACCGGCUUCGGAGCACCCCUGCUCAGCUUCUGCCGAGCAGGUACGA
Lynx canadensis (Canada lynx) is the source of this 4315-nucleotide messenger RNA. It is a transcript of the gene SDCBP2, whose product is annotated as syndecan binding protein 2. Gene Ontology annotation, molecular function: protein binding. The coding region runs from base 2776 to 3639 and encodes 287 amino acids. The transcript has 8 exons. Gene Ontology annotation, cellular component: plasma membrane; cytoplasm. NCBI's taxonomy places the organism in Eukaryota, Metazoa, Chordata, Mammalia, Carnivora, Felidae. The record is from RefSeq and is a predicted model, not a curated record.